AACCAUCACACUCCUUUCCACACACUCUCUCGUCUCUUCUCUCUCUCCUCUCAUUCCUUGCCAUUGUUGCUCUUCCCCACACCUCGAUACCUUCGCUUCACUUUUCUCCACCCUCGUGUCAGACCCCCUCCCUUCAUAUUCUUACCUUCCAACCAAACAACCCAACCUUGACUCUCCUUCACUUUCAUGCGUCCACCGCUCCCGGACUCCCACCCAAACCCGACCCGGCCUUAGCCCGGACCCGACCAACCACCCCAAUGCAGAGCGCCACCUCCCCCCUCCAAACCCUCCUCGACCUCAUCAACGAGACCCUCUCCCUCAUCCUCCGCACCUCCCUCACCGUCCGAUCCUUCGCCGGCCGCUGGCAGCCCCUCCGCUCCAAGCUCGCCUCCCUCCAGACCUCCGUCGCCGACAUCUCCGACUCCCCCCACUGGGCCGAGAACCCCCUCCUCUACACUCUCCUCCCCAACCUCCUCUCCACUCUCCAGCGCCUCAAGGCCCUCGCCGACCAAUGCAACGACACGUCGUUCACCGGCGGGAAGCUCCACAUGCAGAGCGACCUCGACAUGGCCGCCGCGUCCCUCACCAACCAGCUCCGCGACCUCGACCUGCUGCUCAGAUCUGGCGUGCUCCACCAGUCAAACGCCAUCGUUUUGUCCCACCCGGGUCCCGGGUCGGAUAAGGAGAAUCUCAGCUUCUUUAUCCGGGACCUCUUCACGCGUCUGCAAAUCGGCGGCGUCGAGUUCAAGAAGAAGGCUCUGGAGUCUCUGCUUCAGCUUCUCGAAGACGACGACAAGGCCGCGACCCUCGUCGCCAAAGAAGGAAACGUCGCCUAUUUGAUUCACCUUCUCGAUUUCCACAACCAGCCCUGGGUCCGAGAACAGGCCACCUCCGCCGUUUCGCUCCUCGCCGCCGCAAACGACGAGUCGCGCAAGGCGGUGUUCGAAGAAGGGGGUUUAGGCCCGUUGCUGAGACUGCUCGAAUCCGGGACUAACACAUUGAAAGAGAAGGCGGCAAUCGCCGUCGAGGCACUCACCGUCGACCCGGAAAACGCCUGGGCCGUUUCAGCCUACGGCGGCGUUGCUGUAUUGAUCGAAUCCAUUCGAUCCGGGACUCCGGCGACGCAGACCCACUCGGUCGGCGCCAUCAGAAACGUGGCUAACGUGGAGGAGAUCAAGACGGCUUUAGGAGAAGAAGGGGCUGUGCCAGUGCUACUCCAAUUGCUCCUCUCCGGCACCAUCACCGCCCAAGAGAAAUCCGCCAAUUGCAUAGCGAUUUUAGCCUCAACCGAUGAGUAUUUCCGAGCUUUGAUCAUCCAAGAACGCGGCCUGCAGAGAUUGAUGCAUUUGAUCCAGGACCUACUGAGCUCGGAGACAUUGGAACACGUCCUCCGAGCCAUCACUUCGCUUUCGGCAUCAGAGCCCUGCGCUCGAGUCCUGUCAUCUUCAACCUUGUUCCUAAUUCAAUUGGCCGAGUUCAUAAAGCAGGGUAGCUCAAUCCUCCAGCAAAUCUCAGUUUCUUUGCUUUCGAAUCUAUCAAUUAGUAUCAGCGAUGGGAAUAAGCGAGCCAUUAGUAGCUGUAUGGGGUCAUUGGUCAAGCUCAUGGAGUCGCCAAAACCGGUGGGGCUACAAGAAUCGGCGUCGCAAGCUCUUGUUUCGCUGUUGACGGUCCGGUCGAACCGGAAAGAGUUGGUUAGGGACGAGAAGAGCGUGAUGAGGCUGAUUCAGAUGUUGGAUCCCAGAAACGAAGCAGUGAGCUACAAGUUUCCGGUGAUGGUAAUCUCGGGGAUACUCGCCGGAGGAAGCCAGGGAUGCAGGAAGAGGCUCGCUGCGGCCGGAGCUCAGCCACAUUUACAGAAGCUAGCGGAGAUGGAGGUCGCCGGAGCCAAGAAGGCGUUGCAGAGACUCUCCGGCAAUAGGCUAAAGACCAUUUUCUCCCUGACUUGGAGGGAAUAACGGAACGUGGUACCCGCCAAAGAAAGGGAAAAGGAGGAGUUCGAUUGGAUUUUUCUAACCGUCCAAGAAUGAGAAGCUGGAGGCUACAAGCUUAGGCGACAAACACAUACAUCGUAUACCCAACUUUUUUUUUUUUUUACCUAAUCUUGAUAUUUAUCUAUGUUAUAUAUAAAUCCUAGUAUAAAGUUAAUAUUAUAUAUUGGUAAAGAAAAGAAAAAAAAGAAGCAUGGAUGCGGUUUUUAGGGAGUAUCCUUGGUUUGCUGUUCCUUUUAAUUAAUCUUUUAAUCUUUCUAAUUGAUUCACUCGUGAAAGCUGCAAGAGACAGAGAGAGAGGUUCAGUAUGAUGAUGGUGAAGCACAUUGUCAUUUUUUUUUUCUUUUCUUUUCGGGUGUCAUUAGCACAUGUUUUUGUUUGGUAAUGUACAUCCUCCUUGAGAAGACAAUGUUCGUAAUGGAUACGACUUGGGUUUCUUUUAGUUAGAAUAGAAAGAGUGCAACUGUUUUUCGUGUGCUUUUUUGACCAA
Messenger RNA from Rosa rugosa (rugosa rose), 2478 nucleotides. RefSeq lists its product as uncharacterized. NCBI's taxonomy places the organism in Eukaryota, Viridiplantae, Streptophyta, Magnoliopsida, Rosales, Rosaceae. Bases 258 to 1955 code for a protein of 565 amino acids. The record is from RefSeq and is a predicted model, not a curated record. Gene Ontology annotation, molecular function: protein binding. The transcript is spliced from 2 exons.